This is a messenger RNA of Perca flavescens (yellow perch), 6871 nucleotides long. RefSeq names its product solute carrier family 27 member 4 (gene slc27a4). Gene Ontology annotation, biological process: long-chain fatty acid import into cell; long-chain fatty acid metabolic process; medium-chain fatty acid transport. The transcript is spliced from 14 exons. Gene Ontology annotation, molecular function: oleoyl-CoA ligase activity; long-chain fatty acid transmembrane transporter activity. Gene Ontology annotation, cellular component: endoplasmic reticulum membrane; plasma membrane. Bases 396 to 2327 code for a protein of 643 amino acids. The record is from RefSeq and is a predicted model, not a curated record. NCBI's taxonomy places the organism in Eukaryota, Metazoa, Chordata, Actinopteri, Perciformes, Percidae.
GCGGUGGGCGGGCGCAGCUAAGAAAAUUAUAAGGUCAUUUGAAUUACGCCUGCUAGCGAGCUUAUCGGCUACAAUGAACCCAUAAAUGAUAUCAAUGAUUGUGACAAUGAACGGAUGAUGAUCACGGGGUCAACGUCGACGCGCACAGUCAGGCGAAUUUGACUCCAUCAGAGGAGAAGCAGCAGCUCUUUGUGGCGUUACAACAAGAGGGGAUCCCGGUGCGUGUGUCUGUGUCUCUGUGUGCGUUUCUGUGAGCCUCUGUCAAGCCAAGCGAGCGGCGGAGAGGGCGACCAGGCUAGCCUGUAAGCCGAUCAGAGCGGAAUCGCACACAACGAGUUUCACUUCUGGGAUUUCUGCGCACCUACAUGCUGUGACGGUGUGAACGAGGUGCAAGGAUGAUGCGUCUAGGGUGUUCCACAGCCCUGCUGUUUGUGUUGAGGCUGCUAGUGGGCUUACCUUGGUUCCAGGUUCUCCCAGCCAUCCUGAUCUUCUACCUGGGAAGUGGAGGAUGGAGCUUCCUGCAGAUCUUUGCCAAAACAAUUGGCAGAGACUUACAUGCAGCAGGAGUGCUAUUGCGGGUGAAGAUGAAUGUCAGACGCCACCUCAGAGAAAAGAACACCAUUCCCAAGAUCUUUGCUGAAACAGUGCACCGCCACGGGGACAAAACGGCACUUAUCUUCGAGGGGACUGGGGAGAGGUGGACCUUCCAUCAGUUGGAUGAGUACUCCAACAGAGUGGCCAACAUGCUGCUGGAACGGGGUUUUAAGGAUGGUGACGUGGUGGCCCUUUUCAUGGAGAACAGGUCCCAGUACGUGGGCCUCUGGCUGGGCAUGGCCAAGAUCGGAGUAGAGGCCGCUCUAAUCAACUUCAAUUUGAGACUAGAGGCCUUGGUCCACUGUGUCACCAUCUCCAAUGCCAAGGCUGUGAUGUUUGGCUCGGAGCUGAAUGAUGCGGUGUCUGAGGUCCACAGUUUAAUGGGAAAGGAGGUGCAGAUGUUUUGCUCAGGAGACUGGGACCCCAAACGGGUUCCGCGGGGAACCGAAAGCCUAGAGCCCCUGCUGGAUGCUGCCCCAUCUCACCUGCCAAGCCGGCCGCAACGCUGCUUCACAGAUCGCCUGUUUUACAUCUACACGUCAGGAACCACUGGGAUGCCUAAAGCUGCUAUUGUUGUGCACAGCAGGUACUACCGCAUGGCAGCCUUGGUAUAUUAUGGCUUUAGGAUGACUUCAGAUGAUGUGUUGUAUGAUUGCCUUCCACUCUACCACUCUGCAGGUAACAUUGUGGGAGUGGGCCAGUGUAUAAUACAUGGAAUGACUGUAGUCAUCAGAAAGAAGUUCUCUGCGUCACGUUUCUGGGACGACUGUGCCAAAUACAACUGCACUAUUGUGCAGUACAUUGGUGAGAUCUGCCGAUACCUGCUGAACCAGCCGGUUCGGGACAUGGAGAAACAACAUCGGGUGCGCAUGGCAAUGGGCAAUGGCCUACGCCAGUCUAUAUGGGAGGAGUUCAUGAAGCGCUUCAAUAUCCCACAGAUUGCAGAGUUCUACGGAGCAACAGAGUGCAACUGCAGCCUCGGCAACUUUGAUAACAAGAUUGGAGCGUGUGGCUUCAACAGUCGGAUUCUACCCUUCAUCUACCCCAUCAGACUAGUGAGGGUGGAUGAGGAGACCAUGGAGCUCAUGAGGGGACCUGAUGGUGUCUGUAUUCCCUGUAAACCUGGUGAGCCUGGGCAGCUAGUCGGCAGGAUCAUUCAGAAUGACCCUCUUCGGAGGUUUGAUGGUUAUGUCAACCAAUCCGCAACCAGCAAGAAGAUUGCUCAUAGUGUCUUCAAGAAGGGAGACACUGCCUAUCUCUCUGGUGAUGUGUUGAUCAUGGAUGAUUGCGGCCACAUGUUCUUCAAGGACCGCACAGGAGACACUUUCCGCUGGAAAGGAGAGAACGUCUCAACGACCGAGGUGGAGGGAACUCUCAGCAGGCUGCUAGACAUGAAAGAUGUAGUUGUCUAUGGAGUGGAAGUACCAGGAGCAGAGGGAAAAGCUGGAAUGGCAGCCAUCGCUGAUCCGUCUCACUCCACUGACCUGGAGAAGCUUGUGAAAGACAUGGAGAAAGCUCUCCCGCCGUACGCCAGGCCUGUAUUCCUCCGCUUCCUUCUGGAGGUCAACAAGACAGGAACAUUUAAGUUUCAGAAGACGGACUUGCGUCGGGACAGCUUUGACCCCAGCGCGGUGUCAGACAGACUGUACUUCAUGGAUUCCAGAAGAGGGUGUUAUGUGCAGCUGGACGAGGACCUUUACCGUUCCAUACUGUCUGGGAAACACAAAUUGUGAUUAGCAGGCUGACCACUACAUCUACACAUGUACACAUAAAUACACACAUACAGAUACAGAAAAGAAGACAUUAUUAUGUGACCAGAAUGCAGGGCCUUGUCUCCAUAUACAAAAAUACAUAUAAAAGUGAUAGCCAUACACACUCCUUAUACCCACACUCAAACGGCAACAUAUAUUUACACACACACACACACACACACACACACACACACACACACACACACACACACACACACAUUGUAUUCUCAAAACCACUUUGCUCUUUAAAAUCCCUAAAAGCAGACUUAUGCACGCCACACACACACACACACACACACACACAGCACCACUCCAUCCAUCCUUCACCGGCAACUCCUCUUGCUACCUCAGCAAACGCAGAGAGAGGCACAAAACUAGUAACCAGGUCUAUUUGGUAACCUGAAACCACCCUUCAUAGCCACAGUAUCCCUGCCCACACAGGCCUCAAAUAGCCACGCCUGUCCAUCCUGGUCCAUCAAACCACAUGUUGCUGGGGAACACAACUGGAAGGGAUGUGGAGUACAGGCGGCCUGGCAUCCAGAAUGCAAAAACUUAAAACUACAGAUAUCCACAGACUUUAAGGAUGCUGAGAAGGAACAUGGAUUAUUUAGUACAAAAAGUGUGUGAGGGACCUAUGAGGACAUAAACUGUCUCUCGGUUUGUUGUUUCGUCAGCGAGAUUGUUUUGUAAAAGACUGGAGGCUCUACCGUCGACUUCACCUGCACAAUUAGCCAGCAGUGACAAACCUGUGUGACAACUACAGCUUUUCUUCUAUCUGAGGUUAACUUUCUGUCACCUCUCUGGUCUCCUUGUCUUCAUUUCCACCCUCACUCUACAGAGCUUGAGAUGAAAAUGAGGAAAUGACAAAAGUUUUUUUUUUUUUUUUUAAAGGGAAAAAAAUAAGGAUCUUAUGGAUUUUGAGAGUUACAGAAGUUAAAUUGGACCAGUGGUUGAAGCUGAAAGAUCUACUAAAGUGCUAAGGCCAGUAUUUGCAGUGAAAUAAUCCGCCUCACCACAUGAGAGCUGAUAUAAAACAAAGCUUUUUAUUUAAAUAUGUCUGCAUCACACCAAAUAUAUUUAAGUUGUAGUCUUUGUUUACAUAUUUAAAUGAUAUAUAUUUAAAUGAUAUAUAUAUAUAUAUAAGUUUUAGUAAUUUAAGUUGUAAAAGAAUUCUCUUUUGUCAUAGUGCAAAUGUAUCAGGUUGUUUUUGCUUUAUCGAAAUCUGUGCUUCAUAAACUCUUGGAGUCCUCAAAAAGGAAGUUGCAGUAUGCAUUUUAUAUCCGCAGCUGGAACACAAAGUCAAGUGAUCUGACUGAUUCAACCCUGGGCUAAAUACAUGGGGCUAUUUCCAUAAACAGGACUUGUUCACAUACUGAGCUGACUGAGCUGGGUAUGUUUGUGUGGCCGUAUUGUGCAGGUUUUGUCGUAAAAGGUAAACUAUCGUAUGGUGUGUGUGUGUAUGUGUGUGUAUUCUUCUAAAACACAUGAAGAGGACUUGACUUAAGAUACCGAAGCACCAAAUCGCCUGAUCAGCGAGGACUUGUAUUUUCAUCAACAUGCUGGUGCUAAAGAUGGAUGUCCUGUCAAGUUCGAGAGAGCCGAAAGAUCCAAAGAUUCAAAAAGGGGUGGAUAGGGUGAAUCGAAAUGCAAAGAUAGAAGAAGAGAAAAUGUGCUUUGUCAUCGAGGUUUUUCUGUUGUUUCUAUUAGCUGUCAUCGGAGCUUGUAGUAGCAUGAAUGAGCAUCAUCAACCACACAAGCAGAGCACUGUGCCUUACUGUGAGUUCCCCUCCCAGAUUUACAGGCCCUGACCCACACAUCGUAUCUCAUAUGCUUCCCUAUUUCGGACCUGUUCCAUUUAGCUUAUCUACCAUAAUCUUAUUUGUCGGUCUUCAAAUUCCCUGUCAUAGUAGCCUCGCAUAGCUGGCUUAAAUCAUGCCAGCUCUUUUUAUUCUGAAAAUGAUCUGCUAAGAAUCCAUGGCAUUCCAGAGACUGGCACCUUCAUCCUUCCAGGUGCUGGAAGAGGUUUUGUUGAUGUCUCGAUGGACAAGAGUCAUAGCAUUUUGUCUUGAACUCUAUCCUCCUUACUUCCUUUUCUUUUGAGUCUCUUCCGGUCUUUACUUAGUCUUCUAGAUUUCCUAUCUAUUAUUUGUUUGUUUCUUGGUUUACCUUUAUAGAUAUUGUUUGCCCAAGUUUCCAUUUGCUCAGCACCUUUACUUUACGCCUUUAUCAUCUGUCUGCCAACCACUGCAAUCCUUUCCAUUCAUCCAUCUCUUAACCUCUCUCUGCCUUCUUCUUUGUGGCGUUUCAUCCUUUCGGGCUGGCACCUUUGUUUAAUCCUUGCUGUCUUUGUCAGGUCUCUGUUCUCCACUAUGUGUGCUCAUGUUCAGUCAGUGGUAUAAACAGCAGUUGAAUACAUUUCCGAUAUUUCCUAAUAAGAAUUUUAGUGUUUGAUGGAGGGAUUUUUUUUAGAUUCUUUAAGAGGUCUGUUGACAUAAAGCUCAAACUACACACUCAAAACUGUUCUCAAAUAUCUUUUGCCGAUGUUUGUGCGUAGUCUGCCAUUACCCUGUGACAUUUUGUCUUGCUUUUGCAACUAACCGCAUCCCAUAUCAUCUACAGUACAGCCAGGCUUGCCAUUGCCAACAGUGUGUGUAACUUGCUGCAGUGUAGAGGACUUACUAGUCUUCAUGAGUUUUAUGGCAGCAAUGCUCGGGCUACUUUGUUCUCUGCAGACUGGUUCUUGAUAUGUUUAAACGGCUUUUCUUAGUUCGUACUUUGCACUGACUGACAAAGUUCACCUUGACGGCUGCAGUCUGCUGACAGUGAUCGUCAACGUCGCUCUCACCUAUCAUUUCCCUGUUUGAGGGAAUGUAUUUAUUCUUUAAUGAUGAGUGUGAAAUGUUCUGAAUGUCUAAAAAAGCAAACGAGUGACCGAUGAUGAUGAUGAUGAUGAUGAUGAGGGUAUUAUAAAGUAAAGUGUGAUUAACGUAUCUACAGGAACACAAUUUGGCUGUUAUGAUGCUUGUGGCUGAGGGUGGCCAACCCUGACCAAACAGUCCCACAGCAGAGCAAUCUGAAUAAGGUGUUUCCAUUUUACACUUUUUUUUUUUUUUAUGACUUUAAAUUAUUAUUUUUUUGAAGGAAUUUAAUCACGUUAAUUAUAAUUUGAUUGUUUCACUGCUUUAUGUGUUUGCUUUUGUUUUCUUUGCAUGAAACCAUAGCUUUGUGAUUUUGGUAUGAAAAAAAACGGGAUUCAUGCAUGAGUGUAAGACAAUCGAAUGGCAGUUAUUUUUUUUUUUCUCUACCUUCUUGUAAAAGGCACUAGGAACCAGCCGGGGAGAAACCUUUUCUGGAUUCAGUUGGUGUAGUAAUUUAUGUUGACCAGAAGCCAAUUUGCUAUUUCGCAGCUAAUAAAUACUGUGUUGAAAAGUAGAUGGCAAACCAGACAAGUCAGCUGAAGGCCUGCAGGGAGUGACACGUCUGUACAGGGCGUAUUCAGGUUUUGAGACACCUGUUUGACCAGAAGGGGGCGCUCUGUCCUUUCUCAGAAAAGAGCGGGUGAAAGAGACAUGUUUCCAUGCCAUCAUUUUAUCAAGCAGGAAAGGACCUAAUGACUGCAACUUAAAUUACUGUAUAUAGUAAUGUAUUGGGGGGAACUGAAAACCGUACAUGAUAUAUUUGUAAACCAAAUUUAAAACCGAUUUAAAUGUGGAUAUUAUUAUCAGUUAAAAUCCUUUGACCCUGUUUCUUUCACAUUUUUUCAUCUAAAGACAAAUAAUCAUUUUCCAGGUCCUCUUAUGUGACCGAUAAAAAAACUAUUUAAUGCCAGCCCCCUAAUACGUUUGGACCAAACAUUUAGUCUCUGUUGAUUGAUGUAACUAUAAGUUUCUUCCUGUAACUCCAAAGUGAGCAAUCUUGUGAGAAAGCAACCCCGGCUUUGAACUGUCACCAGUCUUCCCGGCUUACGCUGAGAUCAGUCAACGUAAUCCAAGUCUCUGAUUGUGUAAAGCACUGUACCAAAUGACUGGUGAUCUAAGGUCACCAUUAUGUGGCGAUCAUUACACACCAGACGGUCCUUUCUGUGAUCCAGAAACCCUGGCUGAAGAAUUGUGUUUUUAACAUUUGUGUCUCUGGUCUUGCUGUCCCUCAUACCUCUGAUCAACAUUUUUUUUUUCUCACACUGCUUUUUGCACUUUUUGUUUGUCUGCUUUCCCCUGUCUUGGUCCUCAGGAACAUCAAAUGUUGCUCGAGAAGGAAACAAGUUUGGACACGUCUGCCUAUGUCUUGGUUCGUUUUUUAAAUUAUUUUAUGUUGUUAUCUCAUGGCACACGCAGCAGCUCUCAGCUUGUGCAGUGUGUGUAGGGGAGGUCUGUGAGGUGUGCUGUGUGUGUGUGUGAGACACACACACAUACUGAUGUCCUCUUGUCCACUGAAGGCUUUCUGUAUACAUGCAUUUCAAGAAAAUAAGACAAAAGCAGUCCUGCAAAUGGAAAAUCAUUAAUAAAAAAAAAAAUAUUUAAAUUGUU